This is a messenger RNA of Rhodamnia argentea, 537 nucleotides long. RefSeq names its product MADS-box transcription factor 23-like. Gene Ontology annotation, biological process: positive regulation of transcription by RNA polymerase II. The transcript has 6 exons. Gene Ontology annotation, cellular component: nucleus. NCBI's taxonomy places the organism in Eukaryota, Viridiplantae, Streptophyta, Magnoliopsida, Myrtales, Myrtaceae. The coding region runs from base 1 to 537 and encodes 178 amino acids. The record is from RefSeq and is a predicted model, not a curated record. Gene Ontology annotation, molecular function: RNA polymerase II cis-regulatory region sequence-specific DNA binding; DNA-binding transcription factor activity, RNA polymerase II-specific; protein dimerization activity.
AUGGGGAGAGGGAAGAUUGUGAUCCAAAAGAUAGACAGCUCGGCGAGUAGGCAAGUGACCUUCUCAAAGAGAAGAAAUGGGCUGCUCAAGAAGGCCAAGGAGCUCUCCAUUCUUUGUGACGCCGAGGUUGGUGUCGUCGUCUUCUCUUGCACCGGCAAGUUCCACGAAUUCUCUAGCUCUAGCAUGAGAUCCACAAUGGACCGUCACACCGAAUCCAAAGGCCAUCAUGGAGAAAAGAAACCAGUCAAAGAACUCGAGCUUUGCCAAAGGGAGGUCGCAGGCUUAAGGCAGCAACUGCUCGACAUGCAGGAAUACUGCAGGCAUCUGACGGGCCAAGAACUUUCCAACCUAAGCCUAAAAGACUUGCAAAAUUUGGAGAAGCAGUUGGAGAUGAGCUUGAAGGCUGUCCGAAUGAGAAAGUAUCAGGUUUUGAAUGAAGAAAUAGGAGAUCUCAAUAAAGAGGCAUCGAAUGCAAGUGAUUCCAGCGAAGUUACAAGUAGGGGAGUUCCCCACACUUUCGCUGAUCGAUACAACUAA